AUGGAGGCACAGCAAGACGCUUUCCUCACAGAGCGACGUGAUGCAAAGGCUGUGGGCAUUUUGGAGCUGCCGGAGGUGACCUUGGCUCCCACAGCUUGCACGCCUGACGAGGAGGCCUCCGUGACGAAUGAGCCAACGGAGGCAGAGAGUUCCGUCAUCACAUCGAAGAGGCCCGAUGUUCAGCUUCUGGCUUUGCCGCCCACGUAUAGCCACGACCCAAGAGUGCUGCGACGGAUGUUCUUCGAUGAUGAUCUGAUAGAUUUUGGAGGACUUCCAGGCGCGGCUGGCGCUGACGGGAAUGACGACGGUGACUUUGUCUUCCAGGAAGAUGCUGUCUCUGGCGCCUCGUCGAAUCCAAGUGUGCCGACUCUGGAUGCAUUUUCGGAGGCGCCGCGAAGGAAACGUGGUUCCCGAGGAGGCUCUCAGAGGGCUGCUUCGGACAAGGACGCCAAGAGGUGGCGUUCGGGAGCUAUCCCGCCGGCGCCGGUGUUUGACGGCGACAUCGAGAAGGAUCCCUACUGUCUGCGACACUACAAGCGCAAGCUGGGCAGAUGGCUGAGGAUCACCAAAGAGUUCUUGCCGCCGAACGAACAAGCGCUCAGGGCUCUUGAGCAACUUCGAGGCGAAGCUGAGCUGGAGUUCGAGGAGGUGGACGACGCCAGGUUCGACUGCCCUGACGGCAUCGACAAGUUGCUUAAGGACUUAGAGGUUUCGUUCGGAGAGCGAGAACUGUUUCGUCAAGGCGGCACAAUCCGGGAGUUCGAGCAGGUGUGCCGGCUGCAAGGCGAAAGCGUUUCUGCUUUCAUCCGAAGGUUCCGCCUGCUGGAGCGGAAGCUCAAAGACAACCGGGUACCUCCGUACCCGGAACAGGCCCGAGUGGUUAAGCUGCUGGACGGCCUUCGACUAGAUGACAAGUCGGUCUCGGCCGUUUUGCUGGCCGCUGGCAACGAGUACAACAUGAACAAGGUCCUCGAGGCACUACGCAUACAGUACCCUGCGGGCAUGACCAUCACAGGUAUACCACGAGCACGCCAGGACCCGAGGACUUCGCGAGGACGUGGAACUUCUUCCUCGAGAUCUACGACCUCGACUGCUUCUACUCGAUCCGCGGCUUCGUCAAGGAGCUCCCAAAGUGGCCGGCGCUGGCGUCAGUGGAACGCCAAUGUAGAAGAUGAGGACUACGAAUGGUACAAUCCUGACGCUGGUGAGGACGAAACGUGGGACUCGCUGCAUGACGCGGUUUCAAAUGCUCCCGACGCCGAGGCUGACGAGUCAGGCCUUCCCGAGAUACCCGAGGAGGAGGCCGAGGACCACGAGGAGACUCAGCUCAACGAGGCCGAAGGAUGGGAUGAGUGGCCGGUCUCCGACUCGGUGGGCAAUGCUCUCGCCGAAGCCGCGCAGGCGCUGACGGUUACUUCGAAGAAGUUGGCAGGCCUAGCGCAGUCAAGAGGCUUCUACCAGACCAAGGGCGCUCCUUCUUCUUCCGGGAAGGGCAAGGGCAAGACGGGCUCUCCUUCGUCUGGGAAAGGCAAGGGCAAGCAUGGCAAGCCGGGCUCGAAGGGCAUUGGCAAGUCGAAGGGCAAGGGACGCGGCAAACUGGAUGCUCAAUCUGCCCUUCAGCAGCAAAGGCUCCAAGGCAGUUUGUGUCUUGGGUGCGGCUCUGCGGACCACUGGCUCAGAGACUGUCCGAACUUCAACGUGCAGAAUGCUCAGUUGGCGUCGGCCAGCAUGCCCGGUGUAUGCCUGGAUGCCGACGGGGCGGUCGAGAUUCACUCCAGCUGGACAACCUCUUCGAGCAAGGUCGACCUGGCCCCACCGGACGUUGAGACACUUCAUGCCGCUGUGCCGAGCAAAAAGAAGGUUUACUUCCAGUGUUCCGUUCAGUCUGUCGGUGAGUGUGGUCGCUGCCAAGGCCCCAGCCUUGCUUUCGAGAAGGGCAUUUGUUAUGGUUGUCUCCUUGUGGACACUUGGCUAUCCGACUUGACGAGUGGGGCAAAGAGUCCUUUCCCUGGCCCCCAAGCAGUGUACCACGUGACUUACCAGACGUCAUUCACCCGGCAGCUUUUGAUCGCCCAAGUGUGUUGGAAACUACGACAAGCCCAGCGCAACCUCCUCCGCAUGCCCCGAGAGGCACCUCCGCAAUGGCUGGUUCGUUGGCGAGCUCUACUACAAGGCCUCCUGGGCUUCGUGAACAGCGUCCAACAAAUGGUGCUGCUUUACUCAGUCACUCCGGACCUCGUCCUGCGGAACUAUGGGGUCCCGUCGACGGCUACCUCAGUGCUGAGCACGGUGGGAGCCAUAGCGGCUCAGACGGCCCUGACGAACCAGUCCUACAUGAAGAAGCCGGACCAAUGCAGCCAUCCCUCAGGACUGCGAGCGUACGGAGGCGGGGGCACCAAGGUGAGGAUUUGCGACGUGUGCGGUUCCCGAUGGGUGGUGAUGCCGAAUGGCAAUCAGGUGCCUGCGACUCCCAAGGCCUCACCUCAAGCAAAAACCCCGCUCGACCUUCCGGAGAGAGUGGUCCAAGCGCUGCGCAGGGAGCGAGAGAGCAAGAAGCCCAAGGCCAAGGCCGCAAGCGGAAGCCACCAGUACGACAACGAGGACCUCGGUGCAGCGUACCCCGCCUCCUUGCGUCCCUCCUCAACAUCCUGGCGGGGAUCUGUUCGGGCUCCUCCGGCGGCUAUGGCUAUGAGACGAUCCUCUCCGACGCGACUGACGGCCCGUGCGAAACCCACGGCUCCUCCACCUCCGAGUCAGCGUCGAACAUGGAUGGGAAGCCCACCGGCAUCGGACACGGACCGCAUGAGUGUGGACAGACGCAGUGCGGGAACCUACGAUCAGGACUGGGCAAACUGGGAGGAGCCAAACUUCUUCAUGGACAACCGCGACCAGCUGGAAGGCUCCGAGGGCAGCCAGUUCGAUCCCAACGACCUGAUUCCGGACGACGAGUAUAUCUUGGAUCAGGAGACCCGCUCUCCCGACGAGCCCCUUCUACCGGAUGACCGCGGUGCCUUUUCUGUGAAGCCGGGCAUGAUCAAGCGUGUCCUAGGAAAUCAAAGGGCAGUGCGGUCUAUGUGGUUGGUAGAACAGGAGGUGUACCUGAACCGUGCCAGGCGGGCGCGCUCUAUGCGCAACUUCCGCUCGGACCUCCUCGAGAUCUACGGCGGCAAUGCGGAGAUCACCGCCCAGGCUCUUCGAGUUGGACUUCGAGCCUUACAACCGGUUGAUAAGGUGUAUGGCUGGGAGCUACGGCGCAAGAGCGACUACGACCAGCUGGAGAACCUCGUCCUUCGACAUCGGCCUUACCUCCUGGUCUAUGAGAUUCCUUGCACCGCGUGGUCCAACAUCCAACCUCGUGAAGAACUACAAGUGUUGCGGGACCAACAGGACCAGGCCAUCAAGCGAAUGGUCCACUUGAUCCAGAAGGCCAAGUCUACCUACGGAGGACAUUUUCUUCUCGAGAACCCGGCAUACACCGACUUCUGGAAGCACCCAGCCGUUCAAAGACUGCGCCAAGUUCCUGACGUGAGUUUCCAAGUUGGGUGCAUGUGUGCCUUCAAUCUGAAGGACGCUUCGGAACGGCCCCUCAAGAAGCCGACGGGGUGGAUGACCGAUCUUCCUCGAGUCUUGGAACGAGUAGCCCUACCAUGCAGCUGCGCACCGGAUGCCCAUGGCCAAGUUCUUGGCGGAAACAGCCAGCGAGCCCAGGUCUAUACCAAGGAGCUCGCGGAAGCGGUGGUGCGUGGUGUACAAGAGUCCCUGGCAGCGGAUGGUGAUGAGCGAAUGAACAAGGCCACGGACGAGAACUACGCCACGGUGUACUUCCUCGACAUCAACCGGCACGAGGACUCCUGGCUACCCCUACUCAAGGAAGUUGACGAGCAGUUGAAAGGCAAAGUUCGACCCGACAAGGUCAUCCCUCUGAGCACCCCCUUCGGCGAACAGGUCAAAACAUUGGUGCCAUGGAAACUGGAGAGGCUGCAAGUCUGCAGAACCCCCAUGCAACGACGGCUGCCUCUGGAAGUUCUUCAAGCGGGCGCUCGCCAUCGGGGUGCGGCGCUCUGGCUCGCAGAUGGCAGCGUGAAGCUGGAGGCGGAAACUGUGGAUUCCAUCAUGGCCCAAUCCGCAAACAAGUUUGCUUCUCCUGUGCGGGCAGCGAUAUUCUUCUUUGGGUCAGCGCCAGACAGCAGUCUCAACCCGACGGAGAACGCCAAGCCUGAGCCCUCUGUGAAGACGGCCAAGCCGGAAGAGGACAAGAUUGAUGCGCCCCGGCUGCUCCUCGGUGGCUACUUCAAGUACUACGUCGAGUGCACACCAAUCUGGGGCACCCAAGCACAGCCACGCUCGUGCGACACCUUUCGCACUCAGGUGUGCAGGCGCGUGCAGCCCCCUCGACAACCACGGCCAGCAAAGCCCUACAACCCCCAGCGUUUCAACGAUAAGCUGGGACUGGAUGUGCUGUGGCUCAAAGACAUUCGGGGUAAGGUUCAUGCCUUCCUUUCCCAGGUCGAUGACGCAACGUGCUACCACGUCCUGAAUUACUUGCAGGAUCGCAGCGAAGAAGAGGUGAUGAAGGUUCUCAUCAAUGGCUGGAUGGCCUUUUUCGGGCCCCCAGACUCUUUGGUCCUCGACUCUGAUGGAUGUUUCCGUGGCUAUCGCUUCGAAACCUUACAAGCUCAAUGUGCCACUCAGGUCCGCUACGUCCCGGCAGACGCGCAUUACCAGCUGGGUCGUACCGAACGACACGGGCAGGCCAUCAAGUACAUAUGCCAGCGACUGGUCAGCCAGUUCUCUCCUGUCGGAGCUCAAGAGCUCAGUGUCAUUGCGGCGAUGUCCUCGUUCGCAAAGAACAAUUUAUUGAAUAGGUCGGGAAGUAGCCCCUGCCAGUGGGUCUACGGCCGGAACCAUCGUCUUCCAGGAGCCUUGCUGAGCUCAGGGGGAGGCAUAGAAGCAUGCCAGAUUGUCUCCGAUUCGGAGAGGCUCCGCCGGGUCGAAGCAAUCAGGGCGGCCGCGAUGAAGGCUUAUCACGAUUUUGAAUUUCACAAUUCUCUCCGCGUGGCCUUACUACGGAAGCCUCGUCCUUUCCGCGGUCCGUUCUUCGAAGGUCAGCGGGUGGCGUAUUAUCGCCAGAAAAACCCCAUGGACGGGGAAGGGAGCAUCGAGGGAUAUAGGCAAGGAACAGUGGUGGCCAUCGACAAGGGCACCCUUUGGCUUCGUAACACUCGUGGCCGCCUGGUUUCUUGCAGCCGUGAACAAGUUCGAGAUGUUGCCGGCGAGGAGGAGUGGUGGGCACCAAGUCAGUCGGACUUGGACCUCCUUAAAAAAUCUGACCAGGAUUUGUCGGACAAGCACUCCCUCGCCUUUCGCUCUGAGGACGUCCCCGGCCCAAGCCAAGAUCAGGCUGCGCUGGAUGUGUUGGACUCGGAGCUGCAGCCAAGCACGCUUCCGGUUCCCGAGGCUCCCGUACCAGCUCCACUUCCGGUGCUGGAUGCAAUUGGGCAACCUGUAUCUGGUGGUCAGGUUCCCUUGGUGGCUCCGUUGAUGCUGAUUCCACCUACUCCGCGGUCCGCUCCUGGAACACCAAGGACGCCCAGGAUGAAGACCAAGCUUCGGUCGGUUCCAGAGCAUGACAACGUGAUCCACUACCACCAGCGGAACAAGCGACUGCAUCAGCAGGACAACGUGAUCCACUACCUGGCGAGCUUCUUCUACGUCAGGCGCCACAUCUGGUCUACAGAGCGACUUACGUCUGGUCUUGGAGGUGUCGCUCGCACGACCGAGGAGAUGGAGGCCGAGUCUGCUCUUUAUGUGAAGGAGCGGGAGGCUAUGAGUCAGUUCUUUGAGGAUCGAGACCCGUCACAACCUCCCGAGCCUCACUCUGAGUUUGUUUCUGAGGCCAAUUUGGCCAGCGCAAAAACCCUUCCCGAAAGAAGCAAGUCAUGUUUGCAUCGUCUUGAAGUACUACGUCGACAUGGGCGGCACGAAACCCGCGCUCCUGGCUGGGAUGGCAGCCCCGGCGAGCUGCAACCGCUUUUCGGCCAGAGUUGCUUUCUCGCGGCAGCGGACAAGUUCGGGGAUCAUGAUGACGACCGGCCAGCCAAGGUGAAGGUGAAGUCUGAGGAGUUAGCAAAGCUUCUUCUGGAACGACAAGACUUCCGCCCUGCCGUUUGUCAUCAACUCCUGGACACCGUGGACAUGCCCGCGACGCAGAGGACAUGUCUGGGCAGCGCUCGUCCGGUUUCCGCCUUGGCAUUGGGGCUGUGUGCUCACGGGAACUUCAAAGGUAUAACUCGCCGAAGUCGUGACCACAGGCAGCUCAUCCGCUAUCUUCUGAGCUACAUGAAGAGCCAGGGCAUGGACGACCAGGUGACAUCCUUGUAUCUGUCACGGAACGGACGGGCUGCCAUGCACCGUGACAACCAUAACCUGGCCGAGAGUCUGAACUGGGUUUCCACUGUGGGAGACUACACGGGCGGAGCGCUGUGGGUCGAGAGCCGAUCUCCGGAAGUACCAGCAGAUGCUGUAUGGAAGAACAUCAACGGAGAGAAAGUCCCCGGCUUCCUCAUGGACCCUCACGGCAAGGCGCUCUCCUUUCACCCGAAGUGCAGACAUGAGACGCAGCCGUUCCGGGGCGAGCGCUACGCCAUCACCGCCUACACGAGCCGCAGCCGUGCCGCUCUAGAGCCAGAGUUACGACGCGAACUCCGGCGACUUGGCUUCAUGAAGAAGUCCAACAUCAGCGUUUACUACGUGGACGAGACCCAGCUGCAGAACGAGGAGAUGGACCUGGAUGACGUGCCCGUGCACCAGGCCUAUCCCUUGAAGGCGUGGCAGACACCGGGCGAGGGCGAAGCGGCGGUCAUGGAAAGCUCCAACUCCGAAGGCGCAGACGGCCCGGGAGAGUCCGUGUCACGAGCUCAAAAGCAAGCCCUCAAAAAGGAGCUCCCCUGGCAAGCUAUGAGCCAGGCCGAGAUUCCCAAGUUCGUGCAGGCCCUGGUGGACGAAUGGUCCGAAUGGCAGAAAUGGUCCUCCUGCAGGGCUGGAUUGAUGGCCAUCCUCCAAUGGUCUUCCACGAACAAGGUGGACCUUUGGAACGGAGAUUGCCAAUCGGCCUUCUUGCAGGGAGCUCCAGAUGAUGAACGCCCCACCAGCAUCUUCAUGAAACCACCAUCCGACCCCGUCAGCAAGCAGGCCAUACCGGACUGGAUGCGGCCAGACCUGUUGUACCGUCUGAGUGCACCUGUCUAUGGGCAAGCGAAUGCGCCGAGACGAUGGUACAUCCAUGUGAAGAAGACUCUUAUGGAUCUGGGCUGGAUUCCCCACACGCUCGAUCCAUGUCUGUUCUUGUAUGUGGAGCGCGUGAACGACCAGGACACAGUGACAGCAGUGCUGGGAUUACAUGUCGACGACCUCAUCCUGGCGGCGCUGUUGGGAUUCAACCACCAUCUGGAUGCGGUGCAUGCCUCCUUCACGUGGGGCAAGGCCUGGGACACUCGAGACUUCGUCUUUGUGGGACGAAGGAUUUGCCAGCACGAAGACUACAGCAUCACAGUGGACCAGUCCAGCUACGUUUCGGAGGUUCCCAUCACCCGCACCAAGCUGGAUCCCUCCGAGUCACUCUCCGAUCACCCGGAGCUCAUCACGGAGUUCAGGUCAGGAAUCGGAAGUCUACAAUGGCUCUCGGGCACUACGAGAGGCGACAUCUCCGCGGAUGUUUCCCUUCUGCAGAAACCACCUCAGGAGUUGAAGGUGGAGGACCUCCAGGAGAUCAACGCCGUUCUCCGCUACGUGAAGGCUACGAACGGCGCGUGCUUCAAGGUGGUCCCCGUGCCCAAGGAGGAGCUCAUGAUAGUGGCCUACGGGGAUUCUGGAUUUGGCAACGCGCCAAACGGCAAGUCCCAAGGAGGCCUGGUUGUGGUUGCCACAUCCAAGCGAGCACUGGAGAGCACGCAACCAGCAUCCUUGCUGGAGUGGCGAAGCUAUAGACACCAGAGAGUAUUGCGAAGCACUCUGGCUGCCGAAGCGGCUUCCCUCGACAAGGCGGAGGACUUCGGCCACUACCUCGCCGCCAUGCUCUCCGAGAUGUUCGAGGCAGGACAUUACGCGACCAUGAAGGCCCCCCUCUUCGAGGUUCUUCCCGUGACGGAUGCAAGGAGCCUUUGGGACGCAAUCCACCGGCUUACGACCUCCUUCCAGGAGAAGCGCGUGGAAAUUAGCAUAGCAGCCCUGCGGCAACAGUGCAGAAAUCUUCGAUGGGUUCCCACGGAGCAGCAGAUCGCCGACGUCAUGACCAAGAGGAACAAGGCGCUCCGUGACCACUUCAGGGAGUGGAUGGCUUCGCCAACGGUCACGCUGAUCGAGAGCCGUAGCCCGGAAGAUGCACAGUUGCCUGGCCAGGCCAAUCAGCCGUGGCGAACAGGCCAAAUAAAUAAAGAGGAGUGCUAA
Messenger RNA from Symbiodinium sp. CCMP2456, 8445 nucleotides. The record is from the annotation of a GenBank genome assembly. NCBI's taxonomy places the organism in Eukaryota, Dinophyceae, Suessiales, Symbiodiniaceae.